GCAUGAGUAGGUGGGUGGGCACCUGCAGACAGUCAACCCUGACAGAUCCACAUUCGAGGUGGGGCGGGGGUGCCACCCUGCCUCACUUUACUGUUCCCAUCCGGGUUCUGGGUCUCCGCGCUGGACUCAGGUGCCAGCUGCACCCCUGCCUGGGCGUUGCCCGGGAACCGCGCCGCCGCAGUGCAGCCUCGGACCCUGUGCGGGCACCCGCGGGACGCGCUCCCGGCUGGCUUCUACGUCUUCCGGGCUCAGGCCUUGCGAUCUAACACCGCCCGCGGCACCCAGGCUGCGGCAUGGGGAAUCUACCAUCUGCUGCCAAGCACUGCCUCAGCUACCAGCAGCUUCUCCGCGAGCAUCUGUGGAGCGGAGAGUCAGUGGCAGGGGCGCUGGACCCGGCGCAGGAGGUCUCCCAGUUAUCUGGACUCCCUGAAUAUGUGAAGAUAGUAGAAGUUGGACCUAGAGAUGGACUGCAGAAUGAAAAGGUUAUAGUUCCUACAGAUAUAAAAAUUGAAUUCAUCAAUCAACUUUCCCAAACUGGCUUGUCUGUAAUAGAAGUAACCAGUUUUGUGUCCUCCAAAUGGGUACCACAGAUGGCUGAUCACACUGAAGUGAUGAGAGGCAUUCAUCAGUAUCCAGGAGUUCGCUAUCCUGUCCUGGUACCUAAUCUUCAAGGUUUUCACCAUGCUGUUGCUGCUGGAGCCACUGAGAUAGCAGUUUUUGGUGCUGCUUCUGAAUCUUUCAGCAAGAAGAAUAUUAACUGCUCCAUUGAAGAAAGUAUGGGAAGGUUUGAGGAGGUUAUCAGCUCUGCAAGGCACAUGGACAUCCCAGUACGAGGGUAUGUGUCCUGUGCUCUGGGCUGUCCAUAUGAAGGAAGCAUCACACCACAGAAAGUCACAGAAGUCUCAAAGAGAUUGUAUGGAAUGGGCUGCUAUGAGAUCUCCUUGGGAGACACAACUGGAGUGGGCACUCCGGGCAGCAUGAAGAUGAUGUUGGAAAGUGUCAUGAAAGAAAUCCCUCCAGGGGCUCUUGCUGUUCAUUGCCAUGACACGUACGGACAAGCCCUUGCAAAUAUCCUAACAGCUCUUCAGGGCAGAGAAGCAAAGUCCUCUGUAACAUCCUUUGGAGUCCUUCGAGUCCUGCUGAUGGAGACCCUGGCAGUGUUAGAACUAUAGGCUACUGCCUUUGACCCAGAACACUCUGGGGUUAGGAUUAUAGAAAAGGAACGACGAUGUAAACAACCCAGGAAAAUUAUUGUAAAUCCAAGUUACAUUCAAAUGUGGAACGGAUGUUUCUCAUGUUGGCAAAUGCUUCAAAUUCCAAGAUGACUAAAAACUAUGCCACAUCUGCCCCCGUUUCUUCAAACCCAGCCACAGUGUGAAAAGAGACUACUUUCAGUGAUGCACAAAUUCUUCACAGGAAGUGAACUGUUCACUGUAUCUCCAUCACUCUGACUUGGAUGCCGUUAUUCCUCACUUUAAUCUACAACUUCCUUGAUGUUCAAUGAAACAAAUGACCCUGAUCCCCUUUUUUAAUCUACGUUUGGUAAAUAUAAAGUAUUACCUUCAGCGAGAAGUUAAAAAAAAAAAAGAGAGAGAUAGGCAAAUGAAAGAGAAGCAUCUGUGUUCCCAUUGCUACAUGAUUUAUUGUUUUUAUUACAUUCUGCUAAUGUUCAUUUUUACAUAAGCAGAGACAUUAGGUUUUAUUUUCAAAAUGCAUACGGUUUACUAAAGUCCAAUGAACUGAAAUUAUAACAUUAUAAAUUAUCUCUGUAGAUUUAAGUAAAUAACUUAGUAUCAGACAUUACUUCUCUGGAAAUGGAUUGAUUAUAUCACGGUUGUAAAUCACAUUAUGCUUGCAUGCAGGUUUUGUAUAACAGAAGUCUGCUAAUGACAAUAUUACACCCAGUGAUUUAUUUGAUAGAAGAAAUAUAGUACUAUAAAAAUUAAUCUCCUCUCUUCUUGAGUGCAUGAAUUAAAUCAGAGGGGACAAAUCCUAAUGAUACACAAAAUAUAGCAAUGACUCUUGUGAGUAGCCUCCAGAACCAGGGUAUAUAAUUCAAUGCAGUGUUUUGGGGGAGACAAUUGCAAAAUUUUGCCGAGUUCCAAGGGGGAACAGACCUAGACCUCACCCCCUGAUGGAACAGUACCAACACAACAUUUUGAACACAGAAUAUGAAACGGGAUAUGUCUUAGUGAAGUAAUAAUUGGAAGAUAAAACCUAGCAUACAGAUUUCCUCUUUGACUCAUGUUGCCUCAUUCUGUUAUGUGAUUAUACUUCAAUAUAAAUUCUAAUAUAAUUUCAUCACUGUCCUGCUGGUUUCAGUACCUUUAACUCUGCUUGAUCAUAUGUUAGGCAACUGUUCACAUACUACCUUCUGGCACCCAUUCCUGUGAUCCUCAAAUACAUUUUUAAAAAAUGACCUUUAAGUUUAAUUAUCUUUGUGUCACCACACUGGAGAAAACAGCAUUACUCAAUUUACUGGCUGUGUUAGUCAGGGUUCUCUAUAGGAAGAAAAUUUACAGAAUCUUUCUCUGUAUGUAUUGGAAGGGGAUUUAUUAGAAUGAUUUACAGGCUGUGGUCAGCUAACCCAACAAUGGCUGCCAUAGAAGGUCCAAGAAUCCAGUAGAUGUUUAGUCUAUGAGUCUGGAUGUCUCAGCUGGUCUUCAGUACACACUGGAAUUGCAAAGAGGUGGGCUCUAAGGCCAGUGAAGGAAUGAACUUGCUAGCCAGAGCAAGAACAAGCAGGCAAAGAGAGAAAUAUUCCUUCUUUCAUGUCCUUAUAUAGGCUUCCGACUGAAGGUGUGGACCAGAUUAGAGGUGAGUCUUCCCACUUCUAAAGAUAUGAAUUAAAGGUGUGUUUUCUCACCUCAAAGACCUGGAUUAAAAGUGGAUCUUUCCACAUCAAAUUAAGCGAAAAUUCUUCAAAGGUGUUCCCCUCCAUUUUGGAGUUUUAGUUCAUUCCAGGUGUAGUCGAGUUGAUAGGGCCAUCACACUGGCUUUAUUUGUAACCACAUUAUUUUAAUUUCUGCCCUCUACCAGAGUUUCUGACAUCAUCAGUAGUACUUUCUCAACUAUCCUCUCCAGGAUGGUUCCUACAACAUUCAUACGCAGUUGAAAUCUUUCUCUGCACAACUCUCCCCAAUGGCAAACAUGUUUUCUGAUCCUGUCCCUAGUCCUUAAUUUCUAAAAUAAAUGUUCAGUUCUUUUAUGAUGAAAAUAAGAACAUAAUUCUUCAUGGUUUUUCUGGUUUGUGUGUAUAGCUGCUUCCCAUAUACUGAUUUUAAAGUACCCUGUCUCUGUGUGACUCCUCCUGCAUCUUUCCCUCCCUCCCUCACCAUCUCGUUCUCUAUCCGUUGUGUUCUGUCUGCCUUUUUAUGCCACUCUCUGUUCACAGCCUCUCUCACUGCCAUCUUCUCUUCUCUCUUCUCCAUACCCUCACAUAUACACCCCCAGGGGUGCACCUAAGGGAAGUUGCUCCAUCAUUGAACUGUGCCUCCUGGUUCCACUUUUUACGUUAUUUUGAACUUAUGGACCAGUGAGAUGACUCAGAGGAUUAAGGCACUUGAUGCCAAUCCUUAUGAGUUCAAUACUAGGAACCCAUGUGGUAGGAGAAGAAAACUGAAUGAAACAAGUUGUAUCAUUGCCUUUACAUAUGUGCACCCACACAAAGCAAAAAAAAAGUGCAAUAAAAUUUAUUUUGAAUUAAUGCCAUUUCAUUUUCUGAUUUGUCUUAAAUAAAAUGUCUUUAAAAAGCAUACAUUUCCCUUCCCUCAGAGUUCAGGGAUCCCUGCAGAAGAGGGGGUAGAAAGAAUGUAAAAGUCAGAGGGGAUAGAAGACACCAGGAGAAUAAAGCCCUCUAAAUCAAUACGAUCAAAGCUCACAUGAACUCACAGUGACAGAGGCAGCAUGUACAGGACCUGCAUGGGUCUGCACCAGGUCCUCUGCAUACAGAUUAUGGCUUCUAUUUUGGUGUUUUUACAUGAUUCUUGAGUGUAUGAAUGAGUGGGUCUCUUAUUCUUGUGCUUUCUCUUGGGCUCUUUUCCUUCUGUUGGUUUGUCUUAUCCGACUUCAGUGUGAUAGUUUUCGUCUUAUCUUAUUAUAUUUUAUUUUAUCUUGUUUGGUUGCUAUAUCUUAGAAGCCAGUUCUUUUCUAAUGAGAGACAGAAAGGGAAUGGAUCUGGAUGGGAGGGGAGCUGGAGAGGUACUGGGAGGGGUAGAGGGAAGAGAACCUGUAAUUAGAAUAUAUUAUGGGAGAAAAGAAUCUAUUUUAACUAAAAGGAGAAAAUAUUCUCAGAUAAUUCUCCAAAAUACUAAUCGUAAGUGAGAGACUAUAUCAGAAUCUAAGUGAAUGUAUCUAUUUAUGCUACUUGAUAGGAAAUAUGCACAUAGGCUGAACAGAACUUGUCAAGUGACCUUUGAUUUCAAAAAGUCAAGCAAUAAAAACAGUUAGUAGUAAACAAGCAUAAAACUUUUAACCUUUGAGAUAAUAUUCAUACUAAUAUUAUUUGUGUAUACUAUAAACUACAGUGGUUCUAAACAUUUGGUUUAUGCUGCUUCAUUUACUUUUCCAAAGUGCUUUAUGAUGUAGAAACUAUUUUUUUAUGACUGAGGAGCAAGAUGAAUCAGUAAAAUGCCUGCUGUACAAACAUGUGGAUCUGAGUUCAGAUCCCCAAGAUCCAAGUAAAUGUCAGGAACAGUGGAGCCCACUUGUAACCCCAGGACUUGAGGGUUGGUGAGUAGUGGAAACAGCAGUUAACCUGGAGCUAACUGGCCAGACAUCUGACUGAAUUGAUGAGUGCUAAGCUAAAUGAUAGACCUUUUUUUUUCCUUUGGCACCUGAAGAAGACACUUGAGGUGGAUCUCUAACCUCUUCCCAAAUACACUCAAGCAUGACAUAUACAACUGCACAUACAUGUCUACCCACACAAACAUACAUACACACACUGUACACACACACACACACACACACACACACACACACACACACACACACACACACACAUACACACAUACAGACACAACAAGAGUUUAUUAUUUUCCUAAUAUUAUUGAUGGUCAAACAGAUAUGGAAUAUAAGUAACUUUCCAAGGUCACAAAUGAGGUCAACUCUACAGCUGAUGAUCACAAUCACUGUAGCACAUUGCUUCCAUUUAUGGAAUAACAUUAGUCAAUUAGCAUGAAAAUGACUGAUCAUCAUAUCUCUGUCUGCAUUUAUUAAGGUUUUCUGGAUGACCAAAUAAAUGAACAAUUUUUGUAAAUACUUCAACAUCUUAAGAACAAAAUGUGUUCUAUACAGAUGUGUUAUACAUAAAUAUUAGUAGAUUUAUACAGACAUAAUUAUUUGUUUCAUAUAUAACAUUUGAAUUUUAUCCAGUUGUUUUAUAUUUACAGUGUAUUUUAUUAAUGUAUUCUCAAAUUUGCGGAAGUUUAUGACUUUGGGUUGUACAUUUAAUCCUGGUAUAAUGCCUCCUUUGUCACAUUCCCACCUUCACUUUUACUUUGCCUGAUUGAAACUAACUAUACUUUUGUUGUUCAUGCUCAGAGUAUCUUUGCUCAUAAUUUUAGUUUAGAAUUUUUCUUACUAGUUUAAAUAUACUUAUGAUAAGCAAUUGGUAACUAGAAUUUUAGUAUAGUUGGUCAAUUAAUUUGGUUUUGUUAUAAUAUAUAUUUGUUUUGAUGCA
This is a messenger RNA of Peromyscus californicus insignis, 5680 nucleotides long. RefSeq names its product 3-hydroxymethyl-3-methylglutaryl-CoA lyase like 1 (gene Hmgcll1). The coding region runs from base 294 to 1172 and encodes 292 amino acids. Lineage: Eukaryota; Metazoa; Chordata; Mammalia; Rodentia; Cricetidae. Gene Ontology annotation, biological process: ketone body biosynthetic process; L-leucine catabolic process. The transcript has 9 exons. The record is from RefSeq and is a predicted model, not a curated record. Gene Ontology annotation, molecular function: hydroxymethylglutaryl-CoA lyase activity. Gene Ontology annotation, cellular component: endoplasmic reticulum; cytosol.